AUGGCGAUCUUCUCUCCGGUCCUUCUCAACUUUACUCUCGAAACCCUUGUUCUCUCUAUUUUCGCAAACCACACAUUCCUAGAGCUUACCUUACACUGCUCAAGCCCUCCACUGACUAUUAAAUUACUGACAUAUACCAAUGAUGUGUUUGGAUGCUUAUUCAAUCCUGCAGACAUCACUCGACUACAAAACCACCUAAAACUCAAUGUCUGGCCCUCGAAUGCUCGUAUUAAUAUGCACGAAAAUCAUGAAAUAUCCUUCUCAGAUGAUCUCUUCCAUCAUUGGAAUGCUCCUCUUUAA
Messenger RNA from Phycomyces blakesleeanus NRRL 1555(-), 300 nucleotides. RefSeq lists its product as hypothetical. The coding region runs from base 1 to 300 and encodes 99 amino acids. The transcript has a single exon. Lineage: Eukaryota; Fungi; Mucoromycota; Mucoromycetes; Mucorales; Phycomycetaceae. The record is from RefSeq and is a predicted model, not a curated record.